Molecule: messenger RNA, 1881 nt
Organism: Fragaria vesca subsp. vesca
Lineage: Eukaryota; Viridiplantae; Streptophyta; Magnoliopsida; Rosales; Rosaceae
Exons: 5
Coding region: 1-1881 (626 amino acids)
Molecular function (GO): nucleic acid binding; zinc ion binding
Source: RefSeq, a predicted model, not a curated record
AUGCCUCCUAGACACCGAGCACAAAGAGCUCCUCCUGUGGGGGAUGACAUGAAUGCACAAGAGGGUAUGCUGGGAGCGUUUGACCAGAUUGUUAAUCAGUUUUUUACAGCAAUGAACCCUCAGCCCCCGCCUGAUUUUAGCAUUAAGAGGGCCAAGGAUAAUGGUGAUGAGAAGUUUUCUACAGCCAAGGAUCCCAUCGAGGCCCAGGAGUGGAUUGAAAAUAUGGAGAGAGUGUUUACUAGGUUAAAUGUUCCUGAUGACCGUAAGGUUGGCAUUUCUAGAGAUUAUGGGGAUGCUUCUCUCAUGGCUUGGGAUGAGUUCAAGGCCCAUUUCAAUGAUCGUUACUGUAGUCGAGCUCAUCUCCAUAGGAUGCAGGAUCAGUUUAUGAAUUUACAGAAGGGAGAUAUGUCCGUCUUGGAGUUUGAGCAGCAUUUCCUUGCUAGAGCUCAUCAUGUUCCUGACUUGGUACGGGACGAGCAUGAUAAGAUAUACAGGUUUGUUCGGGGACUUGGGGGUGAGUAUGAGGAAAAGAUGCAAGCGGUGUUGUAUCCGAGAUUUAAUGAUGCAGUUGGGGCAGCUUUAAAUAUUGAGACCUCACAGAUGGGUAGCCGACCCCGAGACCUUGGUGGCCCUAGUCAGGGGCCGUCAAAGAGAGCGGCAUCUACAUCCGGUUCCGGAUCUUCUGUGGGUAGUGGACGUAGUAGCACAUCUGGUCAUUCAGCCCGAUCUAGGCUCAGAGGUAGCCGCAGAUUUGCUGGGGGAUCUGCAGGCAGACGCCCCUUUAGUCAGUUUAGGGGUGGUAUGAGUGGUAGUAGGGGAGCCCACAGUAGUCAGUCAGGUCAGUUUGGACAAUAUCAACCAGUUGGGUGUUUCAAGUGUGGCGAACCAUGUCACUUUAAGAGAGAUUGUCCCUAUUUGACUCAUAGAGUCGCGCCUACAUUUUACCAGACUGCAGGUCAGACUUCAGUUGAUGCUUCUAGCAGUGGCUCACGUGCUAGUUCAGCAGUUAGAGGCGGUCCCCAGCAGGGUAGAGGUCAGAGAGGACGCCCUACCACUCAGGCUAGAGUUCAUGCCAUGACAUUUCAGGAGGGUCGCACCUCGCCCGAGGUUAUCAUUGUUCUGGUUGAGGGCUAUAACUUGGAGGCAAAUUUAAUUCCGUUAGAGAUGGUUGAUUUUGAUGUGAUUUUGGGGAUGGAUUUCUUAGAGGCACAUCAGGCUUUGGUCGAUUGUUUCCAGAAAACUGUAGUGUUCCGAAGUCCGGGGAAGCCGGAGAUUACGUUUUGUGGAGAGCGGAAUAUUUUGCCAUCUUGCUUGAUUUCAGCAGUCACGGCAGGUAAAUUGCUGAAUAGGGGUUGUCAGGCAUAUUUGGUUCAUGUUGUGGAUACUAGUAUGGGAGUUCUUAAGGUUGAAGAUAUUCUUGUAGUCAAGGAGUUCCCUGACGUUUUUCCUGUGGAGUUGCCUGACUUACCUCCUGCACCUUACGGGAUAGCCCCGACGGAGUUGAAGGAGUUGAAAGUUCAAUUGCAGGAGUUAGUGGACAAGGGUUUCAUAAGGCUUAGUAUGUCUCCUUGGGGUGCCCCAGUGUUGUUUGUAAGGAAGAAGGAUGGUAGUAUGAGAUUGUGCAUUGAUUAUAGGAAGUUGAAUCAAUUGCGGAUUAGAGACUUUGACAUAGCCAAGACUGCCUUUCGGUCACGCUAUGGUCACUAUGAGUUUGUGGUGAUGCCGUUUGGGUUGACAAAUGCACCUGUUGCUUUCAUGGAUUUGAUGAAUAGGGUGUUUCGCCCAUAUCUAGACCGUUUUGUCAUUGUGUUCAUUGAUGAUAUUCUGGUCUAUUCAAAGAGUGAGAAGUUACAUUCAAAGACUCAAGGCAGCUCAGAGUAG